Exophiala mesophila is the source of this 700-nucleotide messenger RNA. RefSeq lists its product as uncharacterized. The record is from RefSeq and is a predicted model, not a curated record. The transcript is spliced from 2 exons. Lineage: Eukaryota; Fungi; Ascomycota; Eurotiomycetes; Chaetothyriales; Herpotrichiellaceae. The coding region runs from base 1 to 663 and encodes 220 amino acids.
AUGACGUCCUUUAUGCCACCCGACGCUCUAUUUCUUGCACCUCCACAUUCUCAUGACCCGUGCGACGUUUCACAUUUUGCUGCUCUGCCCCAAUCAAUGCUCCAACAGCUGCCCGAGUCGGUACAAAUGGCGCUCUGGACACUCCAAGAGUCAACAUCCAUUAUGUACGCGUCUUAUGUAAGAUUGCAAGAGCUCAUCGAGGAGCGGUUUGACCGACUUGUCCCACUGCCCUACUCCCCCGGUUCGGUCAUGAUGAAAUACUCUGAGGAAGCUUACUUCAAUUAUGUCAACCAUUGUGCAGCUGAGAAGCGCUACUUGAUCGAGGACGCCUUCCCUGAUUGGCGGCACAAAGCAUCCAGGGCUGGCCUGAACAAGUACCACGCACUCAGUGUGACAUUUGGCGGUAGACAAAUGACUAUUGCCGAGUGGUUCGCGCAGUUGCAAACGGCCGUCACCUUUUGGUGCCAACAAGCACGGGCGAUUACACUCCCCGAUUUUGACACCACGAUACUCGAACUCGAAUCCGAGACCACAUCGCCAUCAAGCGACAUUUCCGAAGAGGACACUGCAGACAUGAUGAGCUUGCCGAUGCGAGCCCUAAGACACCCACUGGACCCGGAGGGAUUCAGGCUGGAGAUCACGGCUGCGUUAGAAGCGCUAUAGACCCAGCAAGCUGAGGUCAGGUGCUCGAAGCUAGCGC